AUGUUCUCCUCCUUCAAACUCAGGCCGAGGACUAGGAGUUUAACGAACUCGAGUAGUGGUUGCGGUGGAGAAAACUCCAUUUUGUGUAGGCUACCAAGGACCCCUGUGGGCUCACCCAAACAGAAACAUCAGAAGAAAAGAAACUCCGACUUGGACCCAUGCCCGAGCAUCGCUUCCUUCCGGCCGGGCUCGGUGGCGCUCGGCAGCGAUCAGCUGAUGCCUGGCGACCGCAUCUACAGCGUGAACGGCAUCACGACGACAAGAAUGCGGCCGGAUGAGGUAGCCACCUUGCUGGACAACGUCGACGGCAACGCCAUGCUCGAGAUCGAGUACUCCUUGCCGAACUACGCGUCUCAGAAUUCCCUAUGCGUGAGCUCCAAGAUAACCGAAGUGACCAUCGAGAGAAUAGAUGGAUCACUUGGUAUCACGUUGAGAGGAGGUGUAGUCUCGGACUAUCCGCACCUUUCCAGGCCACUGGUUAUCACACAAGUCAGACAGAAUGGCCCUGCGUACAGGACUGGCCUGAUCAGAGUAGGCGACCGACUCCUGAAAGUCGACCACCACUCCCUACUGAACAAGACCCUGCUGGAGGCGCAACAGAUCCUGCGCGACAACACCCUGUCCAACACGCACGGGAUCAUCCUGACCACGCUUACCAUCGAGUACGACGUAAGCAUCAUGGAGUCGGUCCGGUAUGCCAACGGGCCUCUGCUCCUGGAGAUCGACAGGCAGCUGGAGGAGGAUUUCGGCUUGGUGCUCACGAAUUGCAGCGACAUCGAAACGGACGAUAUUCUGUCUGCUGGGUUCUACGUGGAAACAAUAAUACCGGCCAGCACUGCAGACAGAUGCGGAGCCCUCUCUGUAGGCGAUCAACUCUUGGCCAUCGACGAUCUCAUGCUGGACAACUGGACGGGAAAUCCCCAGGAUGCCGAAAAGCUGCUCAUGAGGGCGACCAAAUUGCAAAUAUUGCCGACCCAUAUCAUCCGUAGAUCCACGUCGAGAAACAAUUACGGUCAAUACGGGACGAGCCCAGGUGUGAAAGAUUUCAGUACAAUAAACUCCAGACGGUCCAGAACCAACAGAAAUCGUCACAACAGGCAGAGUACAAUACAAAAAUCAUUUGACAAUGAUUGCGGCCUCAACAGUUACUGCGGAUGUCCGAACAAUAGGGGAGUGUCCCAUCCAGAGUCCCUAAACAUAACAUUGACGUCGGAAAGGGGAUACGGAUAUGGCCUGGCUGUGUCUGUCGGAGACCAUACGGAAAACAGAUCGGCUGAUAUUCUAAUUUCAAGGAUCGUUCCUGAUUCACCAGCUUACAGGUGUGGCUGCCUGCAAGUGGGAGACCGGCUCAUAUCCGUCAACCACCAGCCGAACCUGACGCUGCAGGAGAUCAACUCGAUCCUGGAGCUGGGUAACGAGCCCAACGCCACCGGUAAGGUCACGCUGCAGGUGGAGUUCGACGUGGCGGACGCCAUCGUGCCCUCCACGGGCAUAUUCACCGUCAAGCUGGCGAGGAGGGGAGCAGGGUUGGGGGUCACGAUCACAGCAUCCAAGACCCGGCCCGACGAGCCUUUCGUCAUCUCGGAGAUCCGGCGCGGCUCCACUGCGCAUCGUACCGGUACCCUGCACGCCGGCGACCGCCUCCUCGCCAUCGACCACCACCCGCUCGACCACCUCACCGUCGACGCCGCCUUCGACGUCCUGCAGGCGUCGCACGGCGAUGUCGUGACGCUUAAGGUGGAGAAGACGGAGGCUGAGAACGCGGAUCCGUUCUUGGACGGGGUGGUGUACACGGUGGCGUUGCACCGGGGUGGCGGGGCGCUGGGGAUCACUAUUUCGGGGAGCGAGGAUUGUUUGGAUCCGAUCGUUCUGUCGAGGUUAACCGAAGGGGGACUAGCAGCGAAAACUGGUGCUUUACAUGUAGGUGAUAGGAUAUUAGCAAUUAAUGGAGAAAAUUUGGAGCACAGGCCUCUAUCAGAUGCGAUAAGGUUGUUGCAGAGUAGUGGCGAUCGAGUACAACUCAAAAUAGCACGACACUUGAAAGGUACACCAAUUGAGGAUUCUAGAUGUAAUUAUUCUAGUCCAGGACUCAUGAGCGUCGACAGUGCGAUACAUUCCUGGGACAGUAAUACUGGAGAAAACACAAAUGAUAAUGGAACAGAUAUCCACGAGAUAAAAGACAUCGAAAGCAUCCUCAGUGAACCCAUCUCAUAUCAAGAACAUGACAAGGAUUCCACAUCAACGAAACACAAGAAACGAGAUUCUCAACUCCAGUAUUAUUCCGAUACCGAGGAUAUAUUUUGCCCUAGCCCUCUACCAUUGCCCAACUACAGUUUCACGAAUACCAUGAAGUACGAAAACAGUUUUGCACAAUCGCCCAGUAGCUUCAUAGAUAGGUUGCCGGGAACUUACAGCAACGAGAGCAUGUUGGACAACGAGAUUUACCACGUGACCCUCUACAAGGACUCCAUCUACGACGACUACGGAUUCAGCGUGAGCGACGGCCUCUACGAGAAAGGGGUGUACGUUAAUAGGAUCAGGAAAGGUGGUCCGGCCGAUAUUGUCGGAUUAUUGAAGCCAUACGACCGCAUUAUACAGGUGAACGACACAAAAACCCAAGACUUUGAUUGCUGUUUAACAGUGCCCCUUAUAGCAUCAGCAGGAGAUAGGAUAGAACUAGUUGUAGCCAGGAAUCCCUAUCUGAAUUACCCAGAUAAGGAACUUCAAGAUGAUUUAUCAAAGAAGUCAUUUUCGUCUAGCCAGAACACAAUAACAAAGACUUUGUAA
Molecule: messenger RNA, 2787 nt
Organism: Phaedon cochleariae (mustard beetle)
Lineage: Eukaryota; Metazoa; Arthropoda; Insecta; Coleoptera; Chrysomelidae
Source: the annotation of a GenBank genome assembly